UCGAGUGAACACGGUACCCACGGUCCUUUCACAUGUAGUUGGUCUAUCAUGGCGGACGAAUUACACUGAAGGAACCAUGUAUUUGUAAUCCCAACUUUAAAAUAUUGGCGUCUUGAUACCCUCCUUUGGUUGGAAGUAUUUUUUCCCUAUUAAGAUCAAGGAACGUCAGUUUAAAACGUUUUUGCCUAAAGUUUGUGAGAACUGUUUAGAUUACAGCUGAUCGCAUCAUGAGCGCUUCCUUUCGUCAGACAAGAAACAUUUUACCGAUGAUUAGAAUUCCAUUUAAGUGGAGGAGGAGUGACUGUCUGUACAGAUUAUUUUCACAAAAUUUGUUAGCUUCACGGUGGGGUUGUUGCAGUAUUUCAUGUCUAAAUCAGAGAAGCAUUUUGCGGGAUAUAUCCGAUCUAAAGAUAUCAUCUGUGCUGCGGUAUUCUACAUCAACUUCAGAGUAUCCUCCAGAGGCAAAGGUUGCACACAGCAAAACUCUUCUGACAAACAAAGCUUUCAGAGAAGGUAUUGCCAAAUUUGCUACUCAGCUCAAUGUGAACAUUCCAGGAGAAAGAAAUCUUCUAGCUGCAUUCACUCAUGAGUCAUUCCUUCUACAAAAUGCAGACAAAAUAACAGACUUCGUUGGAUUUAAUGAAAAGCUUGCUUUUCUUGGAGCACAAACUGCAAGAAAGAGCUUUACUGAGUAUCUAUUUGAAAACUUUCCUCAAAUUUCAGCUGCAGAGAUUUGGGAUCUACACAAUGCUCUUUUAGAAGAUUUUGUAAUACAGAAGGCAAUAGAAUGGGAUAUUACACAAUAUGCUCUUUACUAUCGACAAAGUAAAGAACUGAUGCAGAGACAAACUGUACUUGCACUGGUGGGAGCAGUUUAUGUUCAUGAGAGUCCUAAGAAUGCAGAUGCAUUCGUAAAGACACAUCUUAUACCUGAGCUAACUAAAGAGAAGAUUGAAGAGAUGUUGAAACUUCAACACCCCAAGUUCAUUCUUCAAAAGAUCUCUGUCGAAAAGGAACACUUUCCUUUAAAAACAAAACUUGGUUUCCAAGAAGAAGUCAAGUCUAGGUAUUGUGUGAACAACCCAUUCAUCUAUUGUGUCCUUGUGACAAGGGGUGAAAAUAACGAAAUGUUGGGGAAAGCUAUCAGCCACUCACUUGUAUCAGCAGAGAAGAAGGCAUGCCAGAGGGCUUUAUUAGAUCACUAUCCUGAUGAAUUUAACGAGUUUCAGUUAACUCUUGAUGGGGAUGAGUUUUUAAAGGAAGAGAAUGUUGAUCUUGGUUUGAAUGUUGCUGAACAGAGAGUAGUUGAGUUGGAAAAGGAAAAUGGCAGUUUUGGAUUCCAUAUCAGGGGAGGAGAAAUCAAGAAAAAACAGACUGACAAGUUCCUUGAGUUUCAUUACAUGUCACCAGUGUUUAUAUCUCAUAUAGUGCAAGGCAGUGUCGCAGACAAACAUGGAGGACUUAAGGUUGGAGAUAAUAUUCUUGCCAUAAAUGACAGAAGUGUGGAGGGACUUGAUCAUGAGCGUGUUGUGAAACUUUUAAAAUCUGUUUCAGGCCCUGUGUCAUUUACAAUUACGCACUGCAAAGAAACUUUACUAGCCGACAAAUUGGAGCAGAGGUUUAAAGAAAUAAAGCGCAAGAAGCGUCUGGCAGAGUUAUCAUCUGAUGUGUGGUCACAAUGGCAUCAAGCACAGUCUAACCAGACUCCAUCUCGGUACAAAGACGUCCUCAAAUAUCACAAGGGCUCAUCAUCUUAGUUUGGCUGCAAAUGUGAUGACUAUAGAAUUGUUGUGUCUAACUUUUAAGGCUACAAUAAAUGGAUUGGUAUUUGUGCUACAA
This is a messenger RNA of Stylophora pistillata, 1839 nucleotides long. RefSeq lists its product as uncharacterized. The record is from RefSeq and is a predicted model, not a curated record. Gene Ontology annotation, biological process: RNA processing. Gene Ontology annotation, molecular function: protein binding; ribonuclease III activity. Lineage: Eukaryota; Metazoa; Cnidaria; Anthozoa; Scleractinia; Pocilloporidae.